Messenger RNA from Amorphotheca resinae ATCC 22711, 2594 nucleotides. RefSeq lists its product as hypothetical. Lineage: Eukaryota; Fungi; Ascomycota; Leotiomycetes; Helotiales; Amorphothecaceae. Gene Ontology annotation, cellular component: Dsl1/NZR complex. The coding region runs from base 69 to 2465 and encodes 798 amino acids. The record is from RefSeq and is a predicted model, not a curated record. Gene Ontology annotation, biological process: regulation of ER to Golgi vesicle-mediated transport; endoplasmic reticulum to Golgi vesicle-mediated transport; retrograde vesicle-mediated transport, Golgi to endoplasmic reticulum. The transcript has 5 exons.
CCCAGAUGAGAUCUGGACAACUACCUUGCAACUUCAGCAAGCAUCACUCACACGAUUAACCACCAACGAUGGCCGCCCCCUCAGCAUAUCGGGACCCAAGCCCUGUGGCUAUCCUCCUUGAUCCAAAAGCGGAAAUCCCAGUUGGAGAAAGAGACAUCAGACUGGAAGACUACCUUAAUGACAAGAUUCAGACGCCUGCGGAUUUUGGUGACCUUGCUGGUCUCAUAGAAAAUGUGGAGACCCAGAAGAAGCAAUUGGAAAAGCAGCUAGUUGAAGCCAGAGCCAAGUUGGAGGAAUCAAAGCGGGCCUCUGCCAACCACAAUUCCCUAAUACUCCAGCGAGCCAAAGAAUUCGAGGAGCAACAAAACAAUGUCUAUAAACGUCUGAUGAUGGUCAUCUCGGCCGAUACACCUGAGCAAGCUGUAAAUCGUCUUAAAGGGCCUAUGGAGAAGCUUCGAAAGGUUGACCUGGCUACGGAAUAUGUCGAGUUGCUAAAGGAGGUCGACGAUCUUACCAAAGAUGCCCACAAACAUCUCCCUGCAAACCCAAAGGAAGCCCUUGGACCAUAUACGCAGUUGAAAGAGCUUGCCAAAUUGUUGAACAACCUGCAGGAGUCGGCCGAGGGAGCGGCUGUUCACCUUGUCAAUUAUGUUGAUCAAGCCUCCACCCGAUUGUGGGAGCAAAUGAAGAAGAUAAUGACGGACGAAUUUGAAUCGAUACUGCAGAAGUCAAAAUGGCCGGACAGUGCAAGCGUGCCUACUAGGGAAUGGAGUGAUUGCUUUGAGAAACUUCUAGACCUACAGUAUCCAGAACUGAUGGAUGCGCGGGAGCCUAUCAUUCUCCUCCCUAUGGGCGUCUUGGCCAAAACAUUUAUACAACAAUUUAAAUAUCAUUUUUUCAGCGAUAAGCCUACAAACGCUGCAAACAAGCUUGGUGACUAUUUCCUUUCAUGGUUCGUUGGAACUAUAGAGAACUGGGAACCUUUCCUGCGUGAGAACGUGGGACCUGUACUAGCAGCGCAUUUUCGAGGCAACGUGCUGGCAGGGAACUCGAUAUACGUGGAUCCUGUGGCGGCAUUCAUCACCGCCCUGCUGCCUGUUUUGAGGGAGAAGGUUAGCAGCCUGUUGAAAGAGAUCUCUAAUGAUCCUGGAUUAUUGAGCCGAUUCAUGCAUCAGUUAUUCGAAUUUGAUGACACUAUCAGAAUCAAAUUCAGUUAUGACGCCGGAAAUGUUCAGUUCGGCUGGAAGGGAAUCACCUGGGAGGUCCUGGAUACCUAUUUCGAUCGAUGGUUGCAGGUUGAAAAGGACUUUGCACUUCAGAGAUAUCAGGAAAUCAUAAAGGCGCCAGACAGCAUCGACUACGAUAGUACCAGCCCAGGAAAGACGAAGUACACAUCUGUUGCAACCCAAGUCACGGACCUUCUACUGACUGUAACGAAAUCGUACAAUCGUAUCCGGAGAUUUCGGAACAAAAUGUAUUUUCUGAUCGAAAUCCAAGCGGAGAUUCUUGACCAAUAUCAUGGCCGACUUAGUGACUCUCUGGAUGCAUAUCAGACAAUCCUAUCUCCUCUAGGCCGAAGACUCCAUGGAGUCACAAAAGAAAUGCAAGCUGAAGUCGAGGGAAUUGCCGGUUUGGAAAGUCUUUGCAAGGUUUACGGAAGUGCCGAACACAUCAUAAGCACCUUGAACGAGUGGAGUAAUGAGGAAUUUUUCGUGGCACUUUGGGACGAAUUGCAAGGAAGAGCGAAGUCAGCCAGUGUGGACGACAACCUUGCUGGUGAGAUGACUUAUACCACCGUCAAAGAAUCCACAUCUACGGCCGUGGGCUCAGAUGCGGAUGGAUCCGUAUUUGAUAUGACCAUUCAAGGGUUUAGCCGUCUCCAGAGCAGAGCUUUAGAUUUCCUCAUGCAGGCGCCGAAAUACAGCUUCCCGCAAGCUUUUAAACCCUACCUUAGUACUCCGCAAUGGACGACAGUGGGCGACGAAGUUCCAAAUCCCUCUAUUAUCGCAAUUACUCCCGAACUAGACCAACCCCUCCAGACAUUAAAACUGGAACUAAGCUUUCUACAAAGAGCGCUUGGCUUUUCACCAUUUCGAAGAAUCUGGCGGGCAACGUUGGAUGCUCUCCAGGAUCUCUUAUGGAGUGAUGUCCUAUUCAAACAGAGAUUUACAGCAUUAGGCGCAGCACGGUUUAUGCAGGACGUCGUCACCAUGGAGAGAUUGGUAGAUGCACCCACCCUGGGUAUGCCGAAGCUAAGGGAGGGCGUCCUUUUACUGAAUUUGCCCUUAACUGUUGAGGAUGGCCAACCUGGUCCGUCGCUUAAGGAUGCCUGCACUGAAUUAUCGGGUAGUGACUCUGAGGCCGAGGCUUUCGUCGUAAAGAUGGGGUAUAACUAUAUCAGUGGACAUGAAGCUAAAUCUAUCCUGCGGAGAAGAGUUGAGACCUUUGAUUGGGGGGUCUUGUAGUCGUAGGAACAUUAUUAACGACUGAAUAACUAGAUAUUCGAAUUGGGGACGGUGACGAAGGCUGUUAUACCCAGAUCAAAUGUAGAAAAGCAUCUGAAGUAUCUCACGGACAUCAAAAGCUUCAAUUAU